Messenger RNA from Manis javanica (Malayan pangolin), 4554 nucleotides. Lineage: Eukaryota; Metazoa; Chordata; Mammalia; Pholidota; Manidae. The record is from RefSeq and is a predicted model, not a curated record.
CUCUCUCUGGAAAUGGAGAAAACGGAAAGGCCGUUGUUUACCUUGUGGCAUUCCAUCUGUUCUUUGUUAUGUUUGUAUGGUCCUAUUGGAUGACAAUUUUCUCAUCUCACGCUUCCCCCUCCAAAGAGUUCUACUUGUCUAACUCUGAAAAGGAACAUUAUGAAAAAGAAUUCAGCCAAGAAAGACAACAAGAAAUUUUGAGAAGAGCAGCCAGGGACUUACCUAUCUAUACCACAUCAGCUUCAAGGACCAUCAGAUACUGUGAAAGAUGUCAGCUGAUUAAACCUGACCGUGCACAUCACUGCUCAGCAUGUGACAUAUGUAUUCUUAAGAUGGAUCAUCACUGUCCUUGGGUGAAUAACUGUGUGGGAUUUUCUAACUACAAAUUCUUCCUGCUGUUUUUAUUGUAUUCUCUAUUAUAUUGCCUUUUCGUGGCUGCAACAGUUUUACAGUACUUUAUAAAAUUUUGGACGCUUUGCCACAGGAAAUCUACAGAGAGUUGUCCAAAGAAUGAACUCUCAGACACACGUGCAAAAUUCCACAUACUGUUUCUUUUCUUUGUGUCUGCGAUGUUCUUCGUCAGCGUCCUGUCACUUUUCAGCUACCACUGCUGGCUAGUUGGAAGAAACAGAACAACAAUAGAAUCAUUCCGUGCACCCACAUUUUCAUAUGGACCUGAUGGAAAUGGUUUCUCUCUUGGAUACAGUAAAAAUUGGAGACAAGUCUUUGGCGAUGAAAAGAAAUAUUGGCUACUUCCAAUAUUUUCAAGCUUGGGUGAUGGUUGCAGUUUUCCAGCUCGCCUGGUAGGGACGGAUCCAGAGCGAGCUUCUGUUACAAGUCAAAAUGAAUGUGCCAGAAGUAUCAGCUCAAAUCAACCCUUUCCUAUCAAACCACUUAGUGAAUCAAAAAACCGAUUGUUGGACAGUGAAUCUCAUUGGAUAGAGAAUGGAUCUGAGGAAGGCAUUGUCAGAUCAGGGACAAAUAACCAUGUUACAGUGGCAAUAGAAAAUUGAGUACCACUUGUUCAUAACUAACCAUUUGAAUAAGAACAAGGUUUAUAAAAGCAUAUUAUGGACCGAUAUUUUUAGUUUUAUUUGCAAGAAAAUGGUCAAUGAAAUGAAAUGAUUGAAGUAUAAAAGAAGAUAUAUUUUUUAAAAAAGGAAGCCUUUGUACAGAUGGCUGGACCAGCAGAAGCACCUCUCCCAAGCAGGAAGAUGCCUUAAUCCUAAAGAAGCCCGUUUGUGCUACAUUGACCUCCAGUAACACAAGAAACUUGAUUGCACUUUGGAAAACACUUACACUGUAUGAGACGCUGUAACAUGAGAUAUCAGACCAUAUGUUAACUGUGGCAUAUGUAUUUUUUUGAUAUUUGAGUUAUAUUACUAGAGUUGUUUCUUGGUGUCCAUUUAACUUCACUCCAAAAACACAAGCUAAGGACUAAAGUGAAGCACAUGGAGUGCAGUAUGGUGGCUGAGAGCGAAGAGUAAUAUCCAGGUGACCAUUACAUGUACUGUGUAAGGAAAAGAAAAGUUCUUCCUGACAACUGCAUUUUUUAACUGGGUGUUUGCUAAUAUGAUUGCUGUUCUAUAGUUUUCAACAUUUUUAAUGAAGCAUUUUUAUUAUUGGCCAUAAAAUAACAGAAGAAUUCAGAUAUCUAAAUGUAAUCAUUUAAAAUAUAGCGCACAUUUGUAUGAUUCAUUGAUGGCUCAGGUCUAAGCAUUAAUACAACCAUGUACUGUAGGGUUGUGUGCAAGGCUUAAAAGGACACUUGGCAAUGUAGGAAAUAUUUUUUGCUUUUAAAUUACUAUUUUGUUGAGUUUUCAUGGGUAUUUGGGAAGGAAAUACAAAUGUACAUGAGCUACAGAAAUAUCGGACGCAAUAGGAAUAGGUGGAAGUGGCUAGAAGAAAGGUAAAGAGAAAAAUAGGCAGGCUGUUGUAAGCUGUUAAAAAAUAUUUCAGUCUUAAAUUAUUUAGACUGCAGCAAGCUGUUGAGUUGACUUUCAGAUUUUAAUUUAGGUAAUAACUAGAUUUACUUUACAGCUUCUUAUAGUAAUCCUUUCACAGCUUAAACAGUGACCUAAAAUGCAGUUGGAGCUGGGGUGAAACUUAAAACUGUUUAAAACUGCUAAUGCUAAACAGUAUUAUUACUGUUUUCAGGAAAGACAUUCUAACCUGAGCAGUCUUUUAAAAGAGUCUCUGAGCAGUGGAUUCCACUCUUAAAUGCAAAAUUUUAAAUCUGAUUUCCUAACCAGCAACCCCUAAACACAUAGCCCCUUUUUCCUUUUGAAAUCCAAUCGAGGUGACAGGAAUUGCAUAAAUUCCUAAGAAAAAUACAGUAUCCUAUAAAGGAGAUAUGUAGAAAUGUGACUCCUCCUUUACAGUGUUUUAGUUACAUUCACCCAUAAACCAGUGAUUCAUUGCUUCUGAUAGUAGAGAUCAAUCUUAACCAGCAUCUGUAUUAAUAACUGUAGUUUCUCUAUUUGUAAAAUGGGAUUAGGGGACAGGUGUUAUACAGGAGCUGGACUGGGUGACCUCUAAUAUUCUUUGAUUCCUAAUUUUGAAAAUAACCUCACUUUUCACUCAACCAAUAAAUACUUUUGGUACCUUCUGUAUACCAAACAGUAUACUUGGGAUAGCUCUGUAACUUCUUAAUGUAGCAUAAGUCUUAUAGUCAGAUGUUCCAGGUUUUCAAUUUAUAGGAUUUGUCUAAUUCCAUUGGCUGUAAUUAAUACUAGAGUUUAAGAGGAAGUAACAUUUCCCCCUUUUGAGCCAAAGGAAUAAGUUAGCUUUGAAAAUAGAGUUUGGAAUACUAUAAUAUGGAUUCUUCUACCUUUAUUUCAACUCCAUAGUCUUAAUAACAAAACCUUUAAGUAUGAGAGUUAAGGGUUAUCAAUACCAACCAAAAACAUUCAUUGUGACAGUUUGUGUAUUAAAAGGAAAUAGUAAAUGUUUAAACUCACUUUAUUACUUUCAGAAAUGUUAUCUUGGUACUUUUUUUUGAGUGUUUUUACAUUUAGAUCAAAGGAUUUGCAUGCUCCUGAUUAACAGCUGAGAAAGCAUAACUUUCCCCUUUAACCUACUCAGGCAUUUUUGUGGUAUAAUCUUUCUCAGUACUUUAAAUUUCUGUUAUUUAACAUCUUUAAUAACAUAGUAAAACCUUUUCAAAAAUUUUCAGUUAAAGCCUUUUUAGUUACGUUUGGCUUACUUUAUGGCCUAUACUUUGCCACGUUCUAAAUAAUAUUUGACUGAGUUUUUCAUAUCUAUUAAUAACCAUUCCACAAGAGCCUACAGGUAGUUUAGGAAUCAGGGAAAGGCUGGCUCUUUGGUAUUUCAACUGGUAUUGAUUAGUGCUAUCAACUCUCCAGGGACAAAGGUCAAAUUGAAGCCCUGUCAGAAUUUCUUAGUACUAUCUCUGGUCCUUCAAACACUUUGAACAGUUGUGAUGAUACUUAAGGAAAGUAAAGCUGAAUUUGAGGUCUUGCCAACUGCCAUUAAAAACAAAUUAGGAGACUUGGUUUUACCUGGGUACAGGCUUACUUGAAUAUUUAGUACCUAAGUCAUCUUACCAGCAGCACUAGGCCAAACCAAAGAGCAGCUGCAGGGUAGUAGUUAUUAAACAUGAACACGUUUACAAGGUUUAGUUUCCUCUUUACAUAUGAAUAAUUUUUUAAAUAUUUUUACAUAUUUAGCAGUUAUUAUCCCAGGUGUCAUAAGUGAACUUAAUCAUAAGGUUAGCUUCAGUCAGAUAUGCAAUGAUUACUUGAAUUUUAUUUCCAGAAAGCAGAUUUUGACUAUGUUUACAGGAGUGAAAAAGUAAAGAUUACCAGACAUGUGAGAAGCCCAUUCAGUAAUCUGUAGUGCAGAUGUGUACUGAGGGCUGAGUGUUAAGAUCUGUGUAUUUGGGGCACUAAAUAGACAGUGACUUACAAAUGUGUUUGACUUAAAUUUUGCUGUAGGACUAGCACUGCUAUCAGUGGAAAGUAUUUUUAACUAAUCUGUUAAGAAACUAAUCAUAUUUUUGCAUUUCAGCCAAAAUAAAGAUAAUAUCUAAUAAUCUGAAAUCCAUUGUUUCAUAUGAUCUAAGUUGUAUUUUCCAAUUUAAAUUAAAAAUGCAAUAUAGAUUCAGAAAGGUCCGUAUUUUUCUAAUGACGUCACUUUAUAUUGCUUUGUCAGGUUGCAUAAAUAAGUAAGGAUUAUAUUUGUAUUAAAAGAAAGCUAUUAGACAAGUUUAUUAUAUUUGUACAUGAUUAUCAGAUGACUCUAUGCCCUUUUAAAAGAAAAGGUGGACACUAUUUUAAAGUGAUCUUUAAUGUGUUUUUAUAUAAACAUCUGAAAUGCAGUUUACUUUGGUUGCUUUACUUACCAAGGACAACAGGUCUUGUAUUUGUUCUCAUAAGCAUCAUCCUGGACCAUAACUUAAUGUUAACUCUCUGCUUUGUCAUUUGAAUGGCCUAACCUACAUUCACAUGAAGUCUGAACAUUUUUCAGUGUUUUUUUUUUAAUGAUAAUGAUUUACUUUAUUAAUAAAAAAUAAAGUCCUGUAUUUGAACAGUU